Molecule: messenger RNA, 1095 nt
Organism: Eruca vesicaria subsp. sativa (arugula)
Lineage: Eukaryota; Viridiplantae; Streptophyta; Magnoliopsida; Brassicales; Brassicaceae
Source: the annotation of a GenBank genome assembly
AUGGCGUUAUGGAUGGAAGCUGGGUCAGAACCCCUGACAGAGAACGAAAAGGCUGACCUCGAAGCUAUCUCUGCUCUCAAAGAAUCCGCCGCCAUCGAAUUCAAAGAACAAGGAAACGAGUGUGUGAAGAAAGGGAAGAAGCAUUACUCAGAAGCUGUGGAGAACUACACGAAAGCUAUUGAUCAAAGAGCUUUAAGUGACUCAGAGACUUCAAUCUUGUUCUCUAAUCGAGCUCAUGUUAAUUUACUAUUAGGAAACUAUCGUCGUGCUCUUACUGAUGCUGAGGAAGCUCUCAAGCUAGGCCCUGAUAACGUUAAGGCGGUGUAUCGAGCUGCAAAGGCGUCAAUGUCAUUGGACUUGCUGAGUGAAGCUAUAUCUUAUUGCGAGAAGGGGAUCAAGAGUGAUCCGAGUAAUGAGGAUAUGAAGAAGCUGCUAAAGCAAGUGACUUUGAAGAAGAAAGAGAAAGAAGAACAUGAAGCUGAAGUCUCAAGAGCUGUAGUGGAAGCUAAGGCUUGUCUCUCUGUUUUUGAAAACAGAGGAGUUAAGAUUGGGAAAGCAAUGUAUCGGGAACUCACGGGUUUGAAGAAGCCAGUGUUGGAUCAGAGCAACAUUUUGCAUUGGCCUAUCCUGCUUCUUUAUGCAGAGGCUAUGACAAGUGACUUUGUUGAGGACUUUUGUGAAACUGACAUUUUCUUGUUCCUCCUUAGCGCUGUGAACAUGUUUUCAGAUGAUAGCCCACCGUUGCCAUGGGAUACAAACCAUGAGUACACGCGUGAAGCAAUCGAGCUUUACUACGAGGCGAAUUCGGGAACUCCAUUGCCUAGGAGUAGAGUUCUACAGUAUCUGCUAGAAGGUACUAAAGGCUCUCAAGCCGAAACCACUGGAGAUGAGGACACAAGCUUAACUAAAACACCUUACAACGUGAAAGGAAAGGGGCCGUCUGGUAUGGUUAAAGUGAACGAGAGAAGAACAUUACAUGACGUGUUGAAAGAAUCUAACUUCGUCAUCCCUGAGAUUCCAGUGUUCUACAUUGUAUCGAAGAGGUCCAAGUUCUACAAGGACUUUGCCGCCGGUAAAUGGAGUCCGCCAUGUUGA